UAAAUGCAUUAAAUAAAUAAAUGUUUAUUUUAGCAUACCUUUGGGAGCAUCGUCUUUGAAUACAUAUUAUUUUGUACGGAUUUGAAACGAUAUCCUACUUAAACAAAGAUUCUAGCUUAUUACUUGGCGUUUACGUUAAAGUGAAUCGAAAAACGUCGUACAUGGUUGACGAUGGAGUCAUCAGCGUUGCAGGGCACAGAGAGAAUUUGCGUGAAGACGGAGCCCUGUGUCGAUGUGUGUAUAACGGAUGAACCCACGUUUGAGGGAGUGUCUGUUAAAGCUGAGCCUGACGAUGCUGUUUUUGUAAAAGACGAGCCCAGGUGCGAGAAUGUGUCUAUAAAAUACGAGCCUUUAGUGGAUCCUGUUUUUGUAAAAGACGAGGCCAGGUGCGAGAGUAUGUCUAUAAAAGACGAGCCCAGGUGCGAGAGUAUAUCUAUAAAAUACGAGCCCAGGUGCGAGGAUUUGACUAUAAAAGCCGAGCCAUCAUGCUCAGAUGUGUGUAUAAAAGAAGAGUCACUCGGCGCGAGCGCGGCGGCGGCGGAGGCGGGGCUGUACAUAGACCAUGCUGUAAAAGAUGAGCUCGUGCUUGUCCCUGAGUUAGUAGAGCGGUUAGCUAAAACAGGGCGAACUGGACAGAAGCCGGGAAGUAGACCUUAUCGUUAUAAAUGUGCUGAGUGCGAAUAUAGUACAGUCAAAAAAACCACUUUGAGACGUCAUGCAAAGGAGAACCACGUGAAGUUAGUAGACUAUGAAUUUGACUCCAAUGGUGAUUUUACGCCUGAUUCAGCUCAAGAUCCUGAUUCUCAGUAUACGCCUCAAGAAGAGUCAGAUAAUAUUAAAGAUUUCUCAGAUUAUGGUUGUGAUCAUGAGGAAAAAUCUCUAACAAGGAAGAGAAAGAGCAAUCCAAACGUAAACAGAACCAUAAACAAGGCGAAAAGAGCCAAUUGCCUGCCUUAUAAGAACAAUACAAAGGAUUGUCCAGCUAAAGCACCAAAAUACAUUGAUUGCUCUCGAUGUAAAUUUAAGUGCACUGACAAUAUACCAGAAGAGAUAAGAAUUCGGAUCUGUAGACUUUAUUGGGGCCUUGCAGACUAUGGCAGGCAAAAAGAUUUCAUUUUGAAAUACGUCCAUCUGGAAUACCCGAAACGUAGAAAAGUUAAUGUAACCGAAAAAGGGGCACGCAAUGUGUCGAAAAAAUAUUAUUUGGAAAACGGCAACGGUAAACAAAGAGUGUGUGCAAACUUUUUCCAAAAAACUUUGAAUAUAUCAAAUGGGCCUAUUAACACAGCCGUUAAACAUAUGGGCUCUACUGGUUCCUUCAUAGGACAAGACAAUAGAGGUAAAAAAUAUCCUGGAAAUAAAAUAAGCGAACAAGCUAGAAAUAUGGUCAAAAGGCAUAUUGAAAGUUUACCGGCUAUGGAAUCCCACUAUGUUCUUAAUACAUCAAAGAAACUCUACCUAGAGAGCAAUUUGUCUGUUUCCAAAAUGCAUACAUUGUAUAAAGACAACUUUUGCCCGAAACAUGGUAUACAACCAGUAAGUGAAAAAACAUAUCGUCGUAUUUUUUGUUCAGAGUACAAUUACUAAUUUUUUAAACCCAAGAAGGAUCUUUGUGCGACGUGCUCCAAAUAUCAGCAAGCUACUGAAACUGACAAGAGAGACUUAGAAGCCGAAUACACUUUGCAUCGUAUGCGGGCUACUCAAUGCAACGAAGCUAAGGAAGACGAUAAACUAAGAACCAAAGAGGAUUCCUCAUUCCUCACUUGCACCUUUGAUUUUAAGCUUGCUUAUAUCUCUAUAGUAUUGACAAAGACUGUGGCUGAUUUGCAUUUGUGUCCACUUGACGAAUCUUCCGUUGCUGCUAUGUAUUAUUCAAUUUAUUCAUGCAUUUCAUAUGAAAUAAAUGUUUAUAUUAUAAAAGUA
Cydia fagiglandana is the source of this 1923-nucleotide messenger RNA. RefSeq lists its product as uncharacterized. The coding region runs from base 172 to 1587 and encodes 471 amino acids. The transcript is spliced from 3 exons. The record is from RefSeq and is a predicted model, not a curated record. Lineage: Eukaryota; Metazoa; Arthropoda; Insecta; Lepidoptera; Tortricidae.